This is a messenger RNA of Caenorhabditis briggsae, 1155 nucleotides long. The record is from RefSeq and is a predicted model, not a curated record. The transcript is spliced from 8 exons. The coding region runs from base 1 to 1155 and encodes 384 amino acids. NCBI's taxonomy places the organism in Eukaryota, Metazoa, Nematoda, Chromadorea, Rhabditida, Rhabditidae.
AUGGAGCCACUUCUAACAACAGAAGUGCAACUGUACCAGGACAAACUAAUCGGAAAAAAAUGGAAAUCCUACAUCGCCAGCUUUUUCGAGGAAAACUCGUUGGGAAAGGCUCGCAUCGAAUUAUUCCAGAGUGAUGGCAAAAAGAAGGAACCAGUGAAAACAAUCCUUUUGGAGAAUGUGGUGUCGUUGAAGCCCGGGAAGACUGAUGGCGGAGCUGCAUUUGUGAAAGUACAGUAUAAAGAUGAUUCGUACUUGCAGUUUUCGAGUGAAGAGUUACAAAGGGUCAUGGAUGUUCUGAGCACCAUUUGUUUUCCAAAGAAGAUGCAAUAUGUCACAAUUGCCCCAAGUACCUCGUUGGAUUCGCCUACUGAAGAAGAAGAAUAUUUUGAAUUUCCUGAUACUUACGCAAUGCUGAAAUUGAAGCAAGUGAAUGGGAGAGAGUCGACAGAAGGGGUCUACAAGUUGUCGCUGAAUGAGAGUCUGCAAAUUAGUGGGAAUAACAAUAUCCAUUGCAUUCCAUAUCAAUCAAUUCAAUGGGUUGGAACUGGCGAACACUGUGUUGGAUUCGGAAUUGAGAACUUGGGAACCUUCGAGUUUGCCACAGGAGAUGCUCUCCUGUUUGUGGAGCAUUUGAGAAGCUUUAUCCGAUUCAGCUGUGACUUCAGCACACCACAGAUCAAAAUGAUUUGCCGUUUCAACCGCUACUUCCACCCUAAUCGCCUAGUAAAUAGCACAAGCCCGGGGCUCAGGUAUUUUCAUUUUGCUCAUAUUUCAACAUUUUAUCCUCAUUUCAGUAACAAUUCAACAAUGGAAAGUGUGGACUCUGGCGGUGUCUACUCAAAAAUUCCGGGUUCCACCGACACUUCAGUCUCCAGUCUUCAAUUGAACGAAGCUGAGUUUGUGAACCGCGUUGUGAAGAAUGAGUUGAGACGAAAUGCAUCGAUGGAGAUGUUGAGACAUAAGAUUUCUUUCCUGCAAAAAAAGAAAAACGAGUCUCGAACGGAUUUUGAAGAGUCGGCAGAUAGAGAUUUUGUGAGAGUCCAGUUGCCAAAAGGAAUACUGCUCGAACAAAACAAAUUUUCGCCCACGAAAAGCGUGUCGUUCCAAGAUAUGGAUUCCAUGACGAAGAUUUACGCCCGCCACACCGACUUGUAA